UAUACAUAAAGUUGGAUUGGCUUGUGCAUGUGCAGAAAGUCUAUUUGUUUAUAAAUACACAGUAACACAGAUGUACAAUUGAAAUCUACAAACUGGCCCACAUUUUUUGUAUAGCGUGGACCUCCUACCUCCUUGAACCCCACACAUUAACACUCUCUGUGAAUUAAUUUCCCUGUAGUCACCACAUAACAACUUUGACACAAAUACCUCAAAAGAAAUACGACUCUGCCAUGUCAGGCUAGUGUUACACUCGCAGUUAAAGAGCAUGCAGGGCCAGUCUAUUUAAACAGCCCUUCCUUCAAACUGGUCCCCUGAAGCCCUGCAGGCAGUGAUUAGGGGACAUAAUGUGUUUAAUCUAGUUUCCUCUCAAGAACCACUUCAUUUGAAAACAUUGUGUAAGAAAAAUAUAAUCAAUGUAGUGAUGCAAUUUGAUGUGUCGGAGGUACAAAACAGUGAUGCAAAUCAAAAAAAAUAAAACAACUAAAUGCAAAUGAUGUAUAAAAUAACAUAAUCAAACAACAAUGAUAACAAAAAGACUAAGACAAGUGAUGGUGAUGAUAAUAUAAUUAUUGUGCGGGCCCCUGUAGCCACCGUCCAGCCAAUAGGUGGCGCUAUGCUCUUGACUCAGUUUUCAUGUAAUUAUGUUCUCUUAUCUCACGUAUGAAAUUUUUGUACAGAUUUUUGAAUGUACAGCAAAUUUUCCUGGCAAAACACCGGCUGACUCACCGUUGGGUCAAGUUCAUGUUUGUAGACGUGUUCUUGUGUCGUGUCAUAUAUGACGUUUGGAGCAGAACAAUUAAUGUUCGUUUAUUUACGAAAAGCAAAUUGCCAAGAUGGACACAACAUUUAAAAUGGCUGACUUGCUUUUGAGUUGAGCUGAAACAUGUUUCUACCAAGUUUCGUGGAAUUUGCUGAUGUUCCCUGAUCUCACGUAUGAAGCUUUGUACACUUCCUGUUUCGUGGCGGCUAAAUUCGACUCACUGUUGGGUCAAGUUCAUGCCCGUAGACAUGGUGUCUAGGGUCAGUGACGGUGAAAGUAUCUUACCAGAAAAUGACUUUGGUAGAAGUUAAAGUCACCUUUUAGAAUAUUACUUGAGUAAAAGUCUUAAAAUACCUGACAUUUAUUGUACUUAAGUUUCAAAAGUAAUGUUCUGAUAUAAAAUGUACUUAAGUAUUAGGUGUAAAAGUAAAUGGCUGGUGCCACUAAAAACUAGUGACAACAAACAGGCAUUUGUCGCCAACUCAACUUUUAUUUUGUAGUAACGUGUAAUGAAGAUGGUUAAGGGAAAUGUAUCAGAGUAAAAGUACACAUCUGUUAGCCGCUCACCUGUUAGCCGCAGAUUUCAGCUCCAAGUGGACUUAAAACACACCAGCGGCUCGUUGUUUACCGUGUAAAAGUACACAUUUUAUUUAGGAAAUGUAGUGGAAUAAAAGUAAAAGUUCUCAGAAGUAACUAAGUAAACUACAGAUAUUUGAAAAUUCUCCUUAAGUACAGUAACAAAGUAUUUGUGCUUCGUUACAUUACAACACUGGUAAACAUCAUGGGUGUUAUUUAGUGCUAUUGGCUGAAGGUGCCUCCCGCCGUCAUGCUGCUGCUCCGUGAAGCCACACUUUAUUUUCCCUCAGCACUUAUCCGAGUUACACUGGCAGCUGGAGAGAGUGAGAGAGAGACACUCACACACACUCACACACACACACACCAGGAGCUCAGCUGCACUUAACCCGGACUGAAAAUGACCGUUGAGAGAGUAUUCGACGAGCUCGGGCAUUUUAAAAGAUUUCAGGCAUGCCUGUAUUUUGCGGCAGUCUUCCAGUCCAUAUCCUGUGGCAUCCAUUACCUGGCUUCUGUUUUCCUGGUGGACACUCCAAACUUUGUGUGCAGUGUGCCUGGCAACAUCACUGAUGUACUGUACGGUAACCUGACUGGAUCUAGUCUGGAAGACCUGCUGCCAGUCUUCAAAUCGGGGUCCGGGCCAAUGGUGGUGAGGACGGCUGAAGGAGAGCAGUGGGAGCUCAGCCGCUGCCACUGCGCCCUGCGCAUCAACUCGACUGACUUCACUUACUUCUUUGACGGCAACAAGACAGUGAAGGCCUGCGAUGGAAACUUUGUUUAUGACCACUCUGAAAUUCAACAGAGCAUUGUGACAGACUGGGACUUGGUGUGUGAGAAAGAGUGGCUGGCCAAGCUGUGUCAGCCCACGUUCAUGCUGGGGGUGCUGAUCGGAGCGCUGGUGUUUGGGGACAUUGCUGACAGAAUUGGUCGUGUGAAGAUUCUGAUGUUCACCAGCCUCUGUCAGUUUGGGAUCGGGGUCGCUGUAGCGUUCUCUGGAAACUACUAUUUUUUUGUGGUGCUCCGCUUCCUCCUCGCCAUGGUGUCCAGUGGUUACCUCGUGGUGGUGUUUGUUUACGUUACCGAAUUCACUGGCAUCAAGGUGCGCACAUGGACCUCAAUGCACGUGCACGCAGCCUUUGCAGUCGGGAUCAUGGUGGUGGCUCUGACUGGUUACCUGGUGCGAGUCUGGUGGAUCUACCAGAUCAUCCUCUCCAUCUGUACCUCACCCUUCCUGCUCUGCUGCUGGAAGUUCCCCGAGACGCCCUUUUAUCUGAUGGCCAAGGGACGUUACAAGGAAACUCAGACCCUGCUGGAUGCGAUAGCCCGCUUCAACGGCCUUGAGUGCAGGUUGAAGGCAGAGGAGCUCCUGCGGCCAGAGGAGCGAGAGAAUGGCAGAGCUUUGCUGGAGCAGGAGUCAGAGCCGCAGCAAGUGCAGAAAGAACAGAAGCUGUCCAUCCUGGAUCUGUUUGGAAGCUGGAGGAUGGCGAGUCGUACCUGCACGGUGUGGGCCAUCUGGUUCAUUGGCAGCUUGGGCUACUAUGUUUUCUCUUUGGGUUCCGUCAACCUUGGAGGAAACCAAUACCUUAACCUCUUUCUUGCUGGUGCUGUGGAGCUUCCCUCGUAUCUGGUUGGCUGUUUUGCAAUGGACCGGAUUGGACGGAAGAAGACCUGUGCUCCGUCUCUGCUCUUGGCCGGAGUCGCUUGUAUUCUCAUCAUCGUGGUGCCCCCUGACAUCUACAUACUGGCCAUCAUUCUUAGCAUGACGGGAAAGUUUGCCAUCGCCAUUGCCUUUGGUCUCAUCUAUUUGUACACCUGUGAGCUUUAUCCGACAAUUAUCAGGUCUCUGGCAGUGGGCAGUGGCAGUAUGAUGUGCCGCGUUGGCAGUGUGGUCGCCCCCUUCUGUGUGUACCUGUCAGAUGUGUGGAUCCACCUACCUCAGCUCAUCGUGGGAAUCCUGGCAUUUAUAAUUGGAGUGCUGACUCUGUUCUUGCCUGAGACCCUGGGCAUACCUUUGACAACUACCUUGGAGGAGGCUGAAGCUCUGGGACGUCAAAAUAAGAAGGACGAUCUGGAAAUGAAACCGCAGGAAUCCAAAGCCUGAGCUGUGCACUGACGGACAGAGAGAGACGAAGAGGCACUUCCUCAGAAAACACCUUUGAUUUACUGGAUUGUUGGGAGACAAAUGGAGAAAAAAAAAAGAGGGAGCUUUCAUCAGAAUACAAAUAUCAGUUAUGCAACCACCAGUCACAGGUGCAAUGCAAACACAGUGCACAAUAACAUUCUGUAUACAGAAUGUAUAUAACUUAUGUGGAAACAUAAAGGAUUUUUAAGGGUCGUUUCAGUUCAUAACGUCAGUCUUAUUUUUCUAGUUUAGCCCACGUUGUCUAUUAAUUAUGAUAAAAGUGAUUGCAACAUUGCCAUGGCAACAGCCGCAAAGGUCAAAAAUGAACAGUUGGAUGUUCAGACAGGUUGAAAACGAACCCGACGGAGUAUUAGAGCCAAACUUUUUUUUUAAAUCUUUAGAGAAUAAAGUCGUAAUAUUAUGAGAAUAAAGUCAUAGUUAUUAUUCAAGCGCAAUCUCAGAUGAUCAGCUGCAAACUGCGUCAAGAUGAGGAAUGUGGAGCAUUUUAUGACUGAAUUUCAUUACAUCUUCAGUCAGUCAUCAGUCAGUCAUCAUCUACCGCUUUAUCCUCCGCCAGAGGGUCGCGGGGGGUGCUGUGACCAUUACAUCUUUAUUCUCGUAAUUUUUUUUCGGUUUUUAAUCGCAAUAUUAUGACUUUUUUUAAUAUUACAACUUUAUUCUCAUAACAUUAUGACUUUAUUCUCGAAAGAUUCAAUUACUUUUUUUCUCUUCAGUUUGGCCCUAACACUCUGUUUUGUUUAAAACCUGUCAAAUAAUCUGACUGUUUCAAUUAUUUUCCUAUAAAAUAAGGUAGAAAAAUAAGACUUGUAAUAAUAAUUUCUGCUUGGUUGUAGCUUGGUUGUUUCACACUUACUUUAUAAAACAUCCUGUAUAUAACAUUAUUAUAAAAAGAAAAUAAUUGCAUGUAUUAUUCUGUUAUCAAAUACGUGUUUUAUUGUUUGUUUGAAUGUUUAUCUCAGGGCAUCGACUUGGAUAUCACUGUGAAAGUAUAAUUAAGAAGAACAUGUUAGCUUUACAUUUUUGUUUUGAUAUUAUUCUCAAUUCCAUCUUUUAAGAUGCCAUUGCUGAACUUUUAACGUCAUUAUCCAUCAUUAAUGUAUGCAAGUUAGUGUUCUAUAUGAAAUUGAGAUGCUGGGCAUAUUGAAGGAAAGGUGUCUUAAGUUGUUUUACCAUAUGUUAAACACUCAGUGUAUUCUCUCCGAUAUGUUUGGACCAAAGACAGGUUUGAACCAAAACAGUAUGGAGUUGUAUCCACUUGCUUAGGGAUAGUGAAGAACACAACAAGCAUGUUUUCAUUUAAGGAGAACAAAAUUCACAAGAGUUAAUUAGUUUCCAUCAAAGCUUCGGGUUCUGUGCCCAGUUGUGAACAGUUUUACAAUCAACUCUUUAUUUUUUGUGUGUGAAUUUGUUAAGUUAGUAUUGUUUUUUUUUGUAUUUCAUCAUGGAAAAAUAAAUGAAACACUGAGCUUGUGGCUCCUUCAAACUAUGGUCUCUUUCUGCAGAGCAGGUCUGGGAACAGACCACGAUACAACAAGUUUCCUAUUUGCAGAAGGAGAGGAUAUCUGACUGCCGCGAUACCAGCCACCACAUGAACAAACUCUCUGUGUUAAUGCUCUGUCAAUGCAUGAACGGAAAAAAGAGGAAAGCAUUGCUUAUAUGAACUGUGCCAAAUAAGGUGAAUUUUUGAUUGGAAAUCCCUCAUCAGUGAGCAUAAAGCAGUCCUUUUUAGUCACCCCACAGAGUGGGAUUGAA
This is a messenger RNA of Solea solea (common sole), 5228 nucleotides long. RefSeq names its product solute carrier family 22 member 16 (gene slc22a16). The record is from RefSeq and is a predicted model, not a curated record. Gene Ontology annotation, biological process: transmembrane transport. The transcript is spliced from 8 exons. NCBI's taxonomy places the organism in Eukaryota, Metazoa, Chordata, Actinopteri, Pleuronectiformes, Soleidae. Bases 1734 to 3434 code for a protein of 566 amino acids. Gene Ontology annotation, cellular component: membrane.